Molecule: messenger RNA, 1260 nt
Organism: Dicrocoelium dendriticum
Lineage: Eukaryota; Metazoa; Platyhelminthes; Trematoda; Plagiorchiida; Dicrocoeliidae
Source: the annotation of a GenBank genome assembly
AUGAAUGUUGACAAGUUUCCUGAUGGUCCGAUGUCGUCGCCUCGACCACUAGUGACCCAAGAUGCUCGUGAACUGGUGUCACGAGAGAAUGGGUUCUACGUGUUUAUGAUCUAUGUUGUGUCGCCUAUCACCACCUUCUCUCCUCCUAGGUGGACGGACUUUAGUGGACCCAUUCUACAGGCCUCGCGAAUGGUCGCAGGCACUACCAUUCAGGAAGAGGAAGUGGAAGCCGAUGAUCAUCAAAUUCAACCUAACCCACCAAACCAGGCAAAACCCAUAACACCAGCCGACCCGACCAAUAGGACCCGACCUUUAUCAUUUACCGUGUCCUUCAGCUUGGAAAACCAUUUGAACCCGAGCCUUGCUGCUGCUGUUGCGAUGGUUUCCGAUGAGACUGGCACCUCAGCUGCCGAGCUGAUGGCUGGAUUGGUGGAAGUGCGCCGCCGUCCAGUGGACACUAGAAGUCGCUUGCGUCGUCUUGGGCAAGACCCUGUCUGUAGACUACCUUGUGGCACCUCUGAUUCAGGUGGCGAGACUGAUGGCCUUCCUGGCAGGUCGUUAAACCGCCUCUCCUUGCCGGCCAAUAUCAAUCUACCACCACAUUUGUGGCGGAGAGCCACUCAAUUUUUGGAGGGACCUAUGUCUAGAAGAGAACGACGCUGUUCUUUGUCAGAAAUCGGAUUCGGCAAACUGGAAUCAUACGCCAAAUUAGAUAUGUUAGGACAAGGAACAUACGCAACGGUAUAUAAAGGUCGAAGCCUGCUUACCGUAACUCUGGUGGCCCUCAAGGAGAUCCGUUUGGAGCACGAAGAGGGAGUUCCAUGCACUGCAAUCCGUGAAGUUGGCCAGUUACGAAACCUCCAACACGCCAACAUUGUCAUGCUGCACGAUAUCCUCCACACGGAAAAGUCUCUGACUUUGGUAUUUGAAUAUGUGGAGCGGGAUCUCAAACAAUACCUACACGAUUGCCAUGGAAUCGUUCACCCAGACAACGCGCAGCUCUUCCUUUAUCAACUCCUACGGGACUUGAAUACUGUCAUCGGCGUCGCAUCCUACAUCGUGAUUUGAAACCACAAAAUCUGCUCAUCACGGACCGUGGCGAACUGAAAUUGGCCGAUUCUGGGCUGGCACGGGUGAAAUUGAUCCCAAUCAAGACGUACUCCAACGAAGUGGUGACGUUGUGGUACAGACCGCCCGACAUACUGCUUAGUUCUACUGAAUACUCCACGCACAUCGAUAUGUGGGAUGCCGGUUGUAUUU